AUGACAGCAUUGCAGCCGUUUAGUGACGAACAAUUAAAUUUCUUUAAGUUCUCGUCCUUAGUGUUAAAUGAAUUCCCGAAAGCCUUACGGCAGACCUUUAAAACCAUGUGGGACAACACCUAUGGACAUCUCCCUGGUUUCCAGCUCUGGGAUGAUUCCACUGCUGUGAGAAAUUUGUUUGCCGCUACAGAGGGUGGCAGGACUAAAGUUCCUGUUCUCCAGUCUUACAAUGAAUGGGAUUGUACCAACCUGUUCCAGGCCACAAUAUUUGCUCGCUCCUUUGCCUUGACAGGAAGCACUGGUUCCUACACGACACUCAGUGAUUUGUACUUAAAACCCUGUGCGAUACCUCAUGGAACUUUCCAUGCUUCCUCGGUCAGUUUAAGUGGAAAUAAUGCGGAGACCUUUACACUUGCGAUUGAUCAGCUUCGUCUUCUUAGAAAUUCGCUUUGUCACUCCACCAGUAGUGAGAUGGACAAAGCUACGUUUGACCAGCGCGUGUAUUACGCCAAAGCCGCGUUUCAAGCCCUUGGUGUCCCGACAGCCUCAAUUGACGCACUUGGUAGUUUGACUGGGUCCGAUUUUCCCACAAAUGAGGUUCGAAAAUUGGAAGAAAGAAUCCGAGAGGAGACUCGGGCGUACAUCAAAUGUCUCGAGGACUUCAGGGAAGGGCUGGAGAGUUUGAGUUCAGACAUCAAUGAUUUAAAACAACAGGUCGAAGUGGAUAAUGCCAGCAAAGAAGACAUUACUAGGUUAGAAAAAAAGAUUGAUGAAUUGAAAGUAGGAAGAGACGAACAUGAUAAUCUACCUGACAAUUCAGGUAAGAUAUUGAAAAAUUAUUCCAGCCGAAGGGUCAGUGUACAAUUUGGACAAAUACAGUUGAACUCCGGUAACUCGAACUCUGAAGGCAAACGAAAAACAAUCACAUUAGCGAGGAAUUCAAGUUAUCGGGGUAAAUUUUAGUGAAAUUUUGAUCAAGGGAAAGGACAUUUAGUUCCUGUUAUCGGGGAAUCCAAGUUAUCCGAGAUGGACUUAUCGAGGUUCUACUGUAGUAAGCAAAUUGUAAUUGCAGGACUGGUUAAUUCAGCCAGUCCCAUUUACAAAUAAGCAACCUCAAAGCCUGACUUUUUCUUUUUGAUCCGUGCCCUCAGAUUAUAAUGAAAUUUAAAAAGGUAGCAGUCUAAGUCGCGGAGAGUUAACCUUUUUCCAGGUAGGUUUUGUUUGCACCCACAAGUCUCCUGUAGCUCAGUGGUAGAACAUCUGUUGACUCCUGUUGGCGAGUUCUCUGAUUUUUUCUUUCGAGUCGUCUGUGUCACUUUCUAGAGAAAAUCUUUGUCAAGGUUUUGAUAUGUGUGGAAAAGAUUACUAUAAGCUUUCUUUAUAUAAAGAGAUGAAGGAAUAGCCUUGGGUCGACUUUAUAACCAAACUCUCUUCCUAAUUCAUCAGGUUUCGUAUAAAUAAAUUUACGGAUUCAAAUUCACUGAUUUAUGGUCUUUUCUCAUCAUAAAAGGUAUGAGACCACCGCUCUCAAGAGCCUACCUUCCUUCAAUGGUUCCCAAUUUCAUUGGGCGACAGAGCGAAGUUGAGGAGAUCAUCGGACAUGUCACUUCCGAAUCCACCCGACUUGUGUCGAUCUGGGGUUCACCUGGAUUCGGAAAAACAUCGGUUGCAAUUGCAGUGGGACACGCUCUUCAGACUCAAGGGCUGCCUGUGCACUGGGUCUCAUUGCGGGGACUUCAGUCAAAGGCGGGUCUGACUUCAAAGAUUCUUGGCCUUUUAAGGCAACCAACCAUUAAUAAUCAACCGUCCGAUGAGCGUCUGUCCCAUGAUGAUGAGAUCUGCCAACUAUUCAACAAAAUAUCAGAACAGUCUGUAUUUAUUCUUGAUAAUGCCGAUGAUUUGUUAGAAACUGGUUGGCCAAAAGUGAAGAAAGAGGUCAUGCAACUUCUUGAAGAAAUACUCAGGCAAAACCCAAGGGUGACAUGCAUUGUAACCACGAGAGAGUCUCUUGAGUUUAUGGACAUUCAUUUUCGAGGCCAUCAAGGCUUGAGAGUAAGAACAUUAGAUAAAGCCUCCACAAAAUCCUUAAUUCAUGAGUUACUUCCAAAUGCGAGCGCUGCAGAUUGCAUAGAAGUCGCGCAUAUCUGCGGACAAGUUCCUUUGGCCAUAAAAUUAAUGUGCUCUUUGAUUUCUGAAGAUAAUUCUUUACCAAGCCAUUUUCUAGAUGAUUUCAAGGCCUCCUCUACAGAAAGUAUCGUGAGCAUGUUGGACAUUUUUGACUCCUCUUUCCAGAGACUAACUACACAAGAACAAGAAGCACUAAUUUCUUUGAGCAUUCUCCCUGAUAAUUUCACUACUGAGGUCGCUGCGGCCAUUUUAGGCACCAAAAGUGGUUUUCAAGCCAAAAGGAUGUUACAAAACCUUCGGAGGAAGUCACUAAUUGAUUUAGGCUCUAAACCCGGGACUUUCACGAUGCACAAACUGUUGCAAUCAUUUUCGAAAGAUAAAGGAGACAGUGAGAUGAACAAGACGAUUCUCAAUGCAAAGGGUCGUUUGAAUGCAUUCUAUGUCUCGUACUUUGAUAAACUAAAUAAACAAUUUCUCACCAGGCAUUCCAUGGAUGCAUAUAUUGCAUUUUAUGAGGAUAAGGAGAACAUUAUUCAAAGCUUAGUAGAGGGAUGUUUUGACUCCAAAACAGCUGACACUGUCUUUGACAUAUUGGUCAAGGGAGAGUUGUUUCUUGACUCUCUGUUUUGGACCGCGAGUGAAGGAAAAAACUUUGAUGACAUAUACGAUGCCGCCAUAAAAGCAGCCAAUCUGCAUGGAAAUGAAAAAUACCAUAGGCAGCUCCUUACUUCCAAAGCUGUCGGUGAAGCAACCUGGGGAAGAAAAGGACAGACGAAUCAUCUUCUCUCUGAAGUGAAAGUUCUGCAAGCAGCAUCGUCCCUUGUUUCUAAUCAGGAAAAAGGCAAACGCCUCUGCUAUUUAGGAAUCUGUUACCUUACUGCAGAAGAAACGAAGAGUGGAGUCCACUGCCUACAGGAGGCGCUUUCAUCACUGGAGACUUGCAAAGACCCAGAGUCGUUAUUUCUAAAGUUUCUCAUUCUUCAGAUCCUCGUUUGUUAUUAUCAGUCCCUAAAUGACUUCUACAAUGCAAGUUACUACUAUGACAAACUCCGCUACCUCUGUCCUCUGCAGUAGGAGAUUGCAAGCUGCUUAUUAUUCCGCCGAUGAAAAGCAAAGCACAAAAAACUACCAAUGAAAUGCAGGUUGAACAGGACUCAAACAUUUUGCUGAAUCAACCCUUCGAAUUCCAAUUUGUCUGUCUCUUAAGUGAAGCUACAAAGUUUUUCGCUGACACUAAAACCAAACAAAAUACAAAUGUUACAGCGCCUCGAAAAAGAUGUUACACCUUCAAUUGGUUUGAUAACUUUUCACACAGCUGUGGUAAAGCUGCUGUGGAAUAGGAAUGGUCAAGACCCUGAAAAACUAUUUUGGUCAAGAAUAAAUUAUCAUGAAAAAACACUCAAUCAAUGCAAAGAAACUUUCCCAAAUAGUCACUACUUUGGCGGCUAUGGUCAAAUACAAAUUGAAGCGCUUGUGGACUGCUACUUAAACCUGGGUAAAGUUUACAACAACAGAGGAAACUAUUCAGAAGCUCUUCAGUCAUACAAGAGAGCGCUGGACACAGCAACAACGUCCUUAGGAGAACAACAUGAAAGGACUUCCGUUACCUACAGGGAACUUGGUGUAACACAAACCAACAUGCAUGACUACAGCGCAGCUCUACAAUCUCACCAGCAUGCAUUAGCUAUCCGUAUUAAACUAUUUGGAGAGGAACAUGAAAACACUGCUGACAGCUACAGGGAACUCGGUGUAACACAAAACAACAUGGAUGACUACAGCGCAGCUCUACAAUCUCACCAGCAUGCAUUAGCUAUCCGUAUUAAACUAUUUGGAGAGGAACAUGAAAGCACUGCUGACAGCUACAGGGCACUCGGUGUAACACAAAACAACAUGGAUGACUACAGCGCAGCUCUACAAUGUCACCAGCAUGCAUUAGCUAUCCGUAUAAAACUAUUUGGAGAGGAACAUGAAAGCACUGCUGACAGCUACUGGGAACUCGGUGUAACACAAAACAACAUGCAUGACUACAGCGCAGCUCUACAAUCUAAGCAGCAUGCAUUAGCUAUCCAUCUUAAACUAUUUGGGGAGGAAUAUAAAAGCACUGCUGACAGCUACAGGGCACUCGGUGUAACACAAAAUAACAUGCAUGACUACAGCGCAGCUCUACAAUCUCACCAGCGUGCAUUAGCUAUCCGUAUUAAACUAUUUGGAGAAGAACAUGAAAGCACUGCUGACAGCUACAGGGCACUCGGUGUAACACAAAAU
Porites lobata is the source of this 4392-nucleotide messenger RNA. The record is from the annotation of a GenBank genome assembly. NCBI's taxonomy places the organism in Eukaryota, Metazoa, Cnidaria, Anthozoa, Scleractinia, Poritidae.